AUGAGUGUGCAUGUGACCCGGAGCCUCGGCCUCUGGCUUCAUCCUCUGCUCCUUACGGAGGGGACUUGGUGUAGCGGGUUUGGGGGCUCGCUCCUCACAUUGCUCCCUGCCCAGCUCUGGUCCCCCAAAGCUGGGGCCUUCCGUGUCUGCCGAGGGGGCCGGGGUCACACAGCCUUGGAAGAGGGGCUCCAGGUGUCCACCUACUGGAGGGCCAGUGUGCAGGAUGUGCUGACCCCCGCCAAGGUUCUACACUCCGACUUCCUUCCAGGGCUAGACGCCGGCCUGUCUGCUAGGGCUCCCCGUCUGCCCGGGUCUGAAACGUCCGUGGCAGCCCUGGGGGUGGCGGGCUGGUUCCAGGGAGGCCCCUCCUGGCUCAUCCUCACGCGGCACGGGGCGGGGGAGGCAGCCCUGCUGGGUCCCCCUGAGAGCACCGCCCAGGGUGGUGGGGUGGGGCCCGUGAGCCGGGGCCCCUCAGACAGGAAGCUGACUCCGCAGGUGGACAAGGGGACCCCGGACUGCUGGGCGGGGCUAUCAACGCUCCUGAUUAGAAACCACAGGCAGCACCGCCGGGGCUUCAUCAACAGCGCUAGUGCUGCGGAUGCAGGUGGCUUCCCUGGUGGUCCGGUGGUUACGGAUCUGCCGCCGAUGCAGGCGACAAGGCUCCAGUCUCUGCUCAGGGAAGACUGCACAGGCAGCAGGGCAGUUUGACACGCGUGUGCCACCACUGACACCCGUGCGCCCAGAGCCCACGCGGGGCGAGAAAGAAGCCGCCACAGUGAGCAGCCCCCGCAAGCGCAGCCAGAGCAAGGCCACGUGCGGCAAGGAAGACCCAGUGCAGCCGAGAAAUAAAUGAGAAACAAAACACAUGAGAACCACGUGUGUCUACAAUGUUUCUGUUGCUGUUCAGUCGCUCAGUCGUGUCCGACUCUUUGUGACCCCAUGAACCGCAGCACGCCA
This is a messenger RNA of Cervus elaphus (red deer), 957 nucleotides long. RefSeq lists its product as uncharacterized. The coding region runs from base 1 to 708 and encodes 235 amino acids. The record is from RefSeq and is a predicted model, not a curated record. The transcript has 3 exons. NCBI's taxonomy places the organism in Eukaryota, Metazoa, Chordata, Mammalia, Artiodactyla, Cervidae.